AACUAUGAAAACUUAUAUCCUUCUUGCCGCCGUUACUCUUGCCGUUUUUUUCUCAUCGACAGAGGCUAAUGGAAUUGAAUGUGAGAUGUGCAAGAUGUCUGUCAAGAUUGUUGUUCCAAUGCUUGGAGAAGACACUGAAUCAAUUAAGAAGGCCGUCGACGCUGAAUGCAAGAAGGAAUUCCACAGCAUUCCAUUCGGAACUCAAGAGUGCAAAAAGUUCAUUGACACCAAGCUCGACCCAAUCAUUCACGAACUCGAGAACGGAACUGCUCCAUCUGACGUCUGCACCAAGCUUGGAAUGUGUUAAAUAAAAAUCAGAUGAUUUUAAUAAAUUCAUUCUACU
This is a messenger RNA of Caenorhabditis elegans, 343 nucleotides long. It is a transcript of the gene spp-3, whose product is annotated as Saposin B-type domain-containing protein. The transcript has 2 exons. The record is from RefSeq and is marked reviewed. The coding region runs from base 5 to 307 and encodes 100 amino acids. NCBI's taxonomy places the organism in Eukaryota, Metazoa, Nematoda, Chromadorea, Rhabditida, Rhabditidae.